AUGAAAGAAGAUAAUAUCCGUAUGAGCCCAAGAUUUAUAUAAACUAUGAUGAUGUUUAAGGAUUAUUUAUCAAGUAAUAAUAUUUUGAUUUGGCUAGGAGAAAAGCUUUCUCCAAAACAAGCAGACCCGAAUCUAGUCAAAAUUUUUGGUAAAUAAAAUGCUGAUAGAGAAUAUAUCACAAAUUCUGCUGUUAAGCCUUAAUAUGUUAAAUUAAAAACAAGAAAAAAUAGUGAUGAAAAAGUCUUAAAAUAAAUUGAUAAUGAAUUUUAAAAGUAAGUUGCCAUAAAAUCAAAAUUAAAGAUCUUUGAUUCAGAUUAAAUGAAUUAAAUUAGAGACUCAUUGCAUGAUUAAAUUGUACAUUCUAAUAGGGAAUCAUUUUCUUAAAUUAUUGAUCACAAAUUUUCAACAAAUUUAACUCCAGAACAUUGCUAAAUUAUUAAAACACUGAGAUAGGAACUCACUUUUCGAGAAAAAUUAAAACUUAAAGAACCAAUUGAAUUCGCAAAAUCUGUUUUGACAGAAAGAAUUUAAAGAUAAUUAAUCUAUAAAAAAUAAGUUCAACAUGAUCAAAAAUUCUUCAAAGAAUAAAAUAAUAAAGUAACUACCUUAAAUUUAUAAAAAUUGUAAGUUAAAUCACAUGAUGGAAUUGAAAUAAGUACAAGAAGCAUCUCGCAUAAAGAAUUAGUAAAAUCAAUAAAUGAUUAAUGCUUGACUUAAAGGCAAUCUUAUCGUAAAAUGUUAAAAAAGUUUAAUUUUGUGCAAAAAAAAUUCUAUAAAAAAUACAAUGGAAUACUUGACGAAGUUUAAACCUAUUUAUGA
Molecule: messenger RNA, 819 nt
Organism: Paramecium sonneborni
Lineage: Eukaryota; Ciliophora; Oligohymenophorea; Peniculida; Parameciidae
Source: the annotation of a GenBank genome assembly